Pollicipes pollicipes is the source of this 731-nucleotide messenger RNA. Its product is annotated as death-associated protein kinase dapk-1-like. The transcript is spliced from 6 exons. Bases 48 to 731 code for a protein of 227 amino acids. The record is from RefSeq and is a predicted model, not a curated record. NCBI's taxonomy places the organism in Eukaryota, Metazoa, Arthropoda, Thecostraca, Pollicipedomorpha, Pollicipedidae.
GCAGCAUUGGCAGUCAAAAAUCCACGCACAGCCCCAACAAGUCGCACAUGGAGAUGACGCCGACCCGGUGCAGAGACAGUUCGCUGUCGUUCGACACAGGCUACGACAACUACACCCGCGGCAUCGACGUCAGCCAGUCGACGCUGAGUGGAGUGGGGGAGGUGUCCGUGUGGGACUUCUCCGGCCACGACAGCUACUACAUCUUCUACGACCACUUCAUCGGCAAUACCAACUGCGUCCACCUGGUGGUGUACCGGCUCAGCGACCCCCCAGCGGUGCAGAUGCAGCAGGUCAUCUUCUGGAUGGGCUUCCUGCAGGCGCGCAUCCCUCCCAAGGAACCGCUCGGUCACUGCGGCCGGUCGAGCCGACCGGCGAAGGUGGCGCUGGUGGCCACUCACGCCGACCUCAGCCAGUGUCACAAGAACGGACACGGCGAGUAUUCCUCGUCCGAGGUGAAUCUCUUGAUGAAGGAGGUCCAGGAGCGUUUCGGCCACGUCUUUGAUUUGCACGAGACGACAUUCGUUUUGGACGCCACGUCCGCCUCGUCGCCGGCGCUGAAGCACCUCAAGGGUUAUCUGUCCGAGAUGAAAGCGAAAGUGACGCAGGGCGCUGUUGGUGUUGGUGUUGGUGAUGCUGUGGGGCAGGGCGCUGGUGGCGGCGCCGGGCGGCAUGGGUACAGGCGACUGAUAGCUGACAAUGCCUACCUCAAGGAAAGUGGCCCGGCUGGCUGA